Molecule: messenger RNA, 1080 nt
Organism: Scedosporium apiospermum
Lineage: Eukaryota; Fungi; Ascomycota; Sordariomycetes; Microascales; Microascaceae
Exons: 3
Coding region: 1-1080 (359 amino acids)
Molecular function (GO): methyltransferase activity
Source: RefSeq, a predicted model, not a curated record
AUGCCGUCGCCGUCAGCACACGCGGAGGAGGAAAGAAGUCCACGAGAAACCGACGCCGAGGCCGAAGCCGCGACUGCGGACAUCGAGCCUGAUUACAGCCAAGACGACGAGGGAUUUUCGGAAUCGACAUCGAGCAGCUACGUGACUUCCAUCGCAUCCGAUAUUCGAAGAGGCGUAAUAGAGAAUGGACGGGUCUACGCGGCCUACGGAAUCCACAAGUCGUGGACCCCGGUCGACGAGGCAGAGAUGGAUCGAAACGAAUUGCAGCACUGUAAAUUCAUGCUCCUCAUGAACGACGAACUCUACCUCGCCCCCAUCACCCCCGACCCCCAAAAAAUCCUCGACAUCGGCACGGGCACUGGAAUCUGGGCCAUGGACAUGGCCGACAAAUUCCCCGCCGCCACCGUCAUCGGCUUUGACAUCGCCCCCGUGCAGCCGUCCUUCGUGCCGCCGAACCUCCACUUCGAAGUCGACGACGCCGAGGCCGAUUGGCUCUGGGAGCAAAACAGCUUCGACUUCAUCCACGGGCGCGAACUGAUCCUCGCUAUCCGCGAUUGGCCCCGUCUUAUAGCGCAGGCCUACGCGGCGCUUAAACCGGGGGGAUAUCUUCAGCUGGCGGGAUCGUAUCCGGAGUUUCGUUCCGACGAUGAUACCUUGCCGGCGGAUCUUGCAUAUGUUGAGCUGGGGCAGAUCUAUUUUGAAAUGUCUGAGAAAGUUGGCGUCUCGGGGCGGGAUUUGCUCGAGUGGAAGCAACAGCUUAUAGACGCGGGAUUCGUCGACGUCGUGGAGAAGAUGUACAAGAUUCCGACGAACCCUUGGCCCAAGGAUCCGAGGCUAAAGAAAGUUGGCGCUUUCGAGCUGUUGCAUUUCCGGGAGACGAUUUCGAAUGUUUUUGCCAGGGGGUAUACGGAGAUUCUUGGUGGGGAUCCGGUGUAUCUUGAGGUGUUGCUUGCGAGGGCGAGGCAGGAGGUGCUUGAUCGAAAUAUGCACAGCUACGUUCCCUAUUUUGUGGUUUAUGGACGAAAACCAGAAGACAGCCACGUCCACGAGCAAGCUGAACCCCUGCAGCCCACGGCCUAA